Molecule: messenger RNA, 825 nt
Organism: Vicugna pacos (alpaca)
Lineage: Eukaryota; Metazoa; Chordata; Mammalia; Artiodactyla; Camelidae
Source: RefSeq, a predicted model, not a curated record
GAAAAAGAUUGCCAAAUUGGCAACAAUGACUUUCCUCCCUUUGUUUAAAGAACAUCAACCCAGAAGUUAUUUUAUCUUCCAAUUGCCUUUUCCUUAUUAUUACUAGAAACCCAUUGCAUUUAUAUAAAAGCUGAGAUUUCUUGUUCUUGUCCUCCAUUUGUUACCUUCCAAGAAGUAACUGGCAGGAGUCAUUCUGACCAGCAGAAUAAUCAGCCCUGAGAAGGCUCCUAAUACAACGGGGUAACCGUAAGGAUGAAACCACUGUGCUGGACCUUGGGCCUUUUGGCUCUUGUAAUGUGUUUCUCGUCUGGUGAGAGUCAAAGGGGCCACAGGCAACACAGACCACCGCCACCUGUUCCUCCUGUCCCAGGACUUGUUCUACACCCUCCUUUUAUUCCAGGUUUUCCAUAUCUACCUUUCCAACCGAGACCUUAUCCACCUAGACCUCCACUGUUCCCAGGAUACCCUCCACUUUAUCCUCCCUUACGUCCUCCUAUAUCCCAAAUAAAAACAACUACAACAAAGGACUCCCCUACAACCACACAAGAACCCACCACCGCUGAAACAGACUCCACUACAAACGCAAUCGACCCCCCUCCUGCCNAAACGGACCCCCACCAACCCCACAACUCUAUCUUCUACUACCCAAAAUUCAAUGUUUCAGAAAUUUUUAGAUAUAUUUCUUUCCUUUUUCAGACAAGGAUGAGAUAUUCCAAAAUCUCUGAGAUUUGUGGAGAAAAAAAAUCUUAGAAAGAAAUUGUAAAACAACAUACAUGAACAUUAUGCCAACAAUGUGAAAAUAAAGCGUUGAGCAAUGAUAUGAAA